GGAGGGGAGACUGUCUGAAAGCAGAGCCCAUCCCAAUGAGACAGCCGGGAAAAGCCGUGAGAUAACGAGACAGCUAGCGAAAGAGGUUAAAGAGACAUCAAGCAAUAUUCUCAGCCAGGGGCUGAGCUCUAGAGAUAUUCUAGGUCGUCAGCUGGCUGCACACAUUCACAGCAACAACCACAGAUACACAGGAAGGAAGAUCCACUGAAUAUAAAGAGACGGGUGACUGAGAGACAGCUUGAGAAAAGAGACAUCCAUGAGGAUGGAGAGAGGUGCCGGUGGGGAAAUGAUGGCGAGACAUGAGAGGUGUGGGGGAGCCUCCUGCUGAGAGAAAGAGAGGAACCUGGAAUCACUACACAGGAAUGCUCUCAGGAGCCAUAAGGGCCCUCUAGAAGAUACCAUGAUGUCUAGUUAAGGUGCCCCCUACACACCCCGUGGUGGGUUGGUGUUGUCUCUCCUCGCCUAAAGAUGUCUCGUGUUACCGCUGGCAAUGAGAGGAUAAAUGACACGUCUGGAUCCACCCGCUCAGAAAAAGCCUCUACACCUUUAUCCUGGCCACCUCGACCUCCAGGAGCCCGGUCCAGAAGCUCCGUUCCUGAGGAGCCACAUGUUGGGAAUUACAGACUCCUAAGAACCAUUGGAAAAGGGAAUUUUGCUAAAGUCAAGCUGGCAAGACAUGUCCUUACUGGGAGAGAGGUUGCUAUAAAGAUCAUUGACAAGACGCAGCUGAAUCCCAGUAGUCUGCAAAAGCUAUUUCGUGAGGUCCGAAUCAUGAAAGGACUUAAUCAUCCUAAUAUUGUGAAGCUGUUUGAAGUCAUAGAAACUGAGAAAACGCUUUAUCUCAUCAUGGAAUACGCCAGUGGAGGUGAGGUAUUUGACUAUUUAGUGUCUCAUGGACGUAUGAAAGAGAAAGAGGCCCGUGCCAAAUUCCGACAGAUUGUCUCUGCAGUCCAUUACUGUCAUCAGAAGAACAUAGUUCAUCGGGAUCUCAAGGCUGAGAAUCUCCUUCUUGAUUCAGAGUCUAAUAUAAAAAUUGCAGACUUUGGAUUCAGUAAUGAGUUUACUCCAGGUGGGAAAUUGGACACUUUCUGCGGUAGCCCCCCUUACGCUGCCCCUGAACUCUUUCAGGGAAAAAGGUACAAUGGACCUGAGGUGGAUGUCUGGAGCCUGGGAGUUAUCUUAUACACAUUGGUCAGUGGAUCCCUGCCAUUUGAUGGGCAGAAUCUUAAGGAACUGAGAGAGCGAGUUCUGCGUGGGAAAUACAGAAUUCCAUUCUAUAUGAGCACAGACUGUGAGGGUGUUCUACGAAGAUUCCUAGUGUUAAAUCCAAGCAAGAGGUGCACUUUGGACCAAAUAAUGAAUGACAAGUGGAUGAAUAUUGGAUUUGAUAGUGAUGAUCUAAAGCCAUAUAAAGAACCAGAGGAGGACAAUGCAGAUCCCAAACGCAUUGAGAUUAUGUUGGAAAUGGGUUACUCACGUGAGGAGAUUAAAGAUGCUCUGAGCUCAAACAAGUACAAUGAAGUGAUGGCAACAUACCUGCUGCUUGGAAGAAAGCCUGAGAGUGAAGGAGGAGAGUCUCGUUCAGACAGCACUCUUUCACUUUCUAGGUCCCGUGUUGCCUCAGAUGUUACCAACGGUGCCACCAAGUCAUCAUCAGUACACAGCAAAAACCAGAGAGGCUAUCAAAGGCAGAGAAGACACAGUGACUUCUGUGGUCCUGCCCCAGCUCCUUCACAGGCCAAGCGCAGCCCUCCUGGUGUAGGCGAUGAUGGUGCUGUUGGAGAACGUCUUGCCCCCCGGAGGGGCAGUGGAUCAGUGGGUGGGGGCAGCCGGCCUCCCCCUCCCUCAAGUCCCAUGGUCAGCCAUGCCCACAACCCUAACAAGGCAGAGAUUCCUGAGCCAAGAAAGGAGGCCCCACCAACAACUAUUAAUACUCCACCAGGGGUGAUGGGUCGCAGAAAUACAUAUGUUUGCACAGAUCGGCACAGCUCUGAAAGACAUUCACUUCUCCAUAAUGACAAAGAGAACAGCUCAACCCCAUCUCGUCCACCUGCACUUUCACCAUCCACACAGAGUAUUGCAGAACGAAGCAGUCUUUCCAGGGGAUCCAAUGUUCGUAGCACUUUCCAUGGGGGCCAUGUGCGAGAUCGGAGAGGCCAAAACCCACCCCCUAGUUCUCCAACCCACCCCCAUGAAGGAUUAAAUCAAAGUCGGACCAGAGCCACAUCAAACCUGUUUAGUAAACUGACCUCCAAACUGACCCGCAGGGUCACAGACGAAUCUGAGAGAGUCUGGAGACCUGAGGUCACAGGUAGCUAUAUACCUUGGAAUAAAACGUCGGCCAACUCCAGCCUGCUCAGACCUCCCAGGGAUGUGAGAAGGUCAAGUCAGCACCCACCCUUGCAGCCAACAGAAACCUCCAUUGCUCCCAACAGCCCUUCCUCAAUAGGAAGGCCAAGCCCCCUACCAGGCAAGCUACGCCCACUUAUCACUGUUGGGACAGUGGGACUUUAAGAAAGGGAGGUCUGCUCUGUGUGGAAAUAUACUGAGAUGUUGUGACUCUUAAUACUGAGACUGUAUCCCUUCUAGGAAUAAUCAUGCAGUCUCGGAUAGCCACAUGCACUCUUUGCCGUUGGGAUGCUGUGCCUUUAAGACGGACACGUACCCCUUUCUCUGGAUUGCCACACCUGCUACCCACUAGGAGAUGCUGUGGCAUUGCUAAGAGUAGCAGGUCCACUUUAGCCUAGAAGACACGCCCCUCUUGGAUGUGCCAUGCCCCAUGUGUAUCUUGGGACAGCAGUAACUAUAACAGGAGUAUCUGUGAAAUCAUAAGGGCAGGGCUCAUGUUGGACACAUUAUUUCUUUUAGAUUUGGCCCUUUCCGCUGUGCCAUGAUGUAUCUGAAGUGACCAGGGGAACAUGCUGGAUCAGUGUUAUGUGUAUUAGCAAUCUCUUUCCCUUAAAGUAAUCAUUCCCCCUUUAAUGGAACUCCCCACGUGUAGGUAAUUUUCCCCUCUUAAUAAGCCUCGUCCUUUAUUAAAUACCUCAAGUCAUGCUCCCCCAGAUUAAAUCCUCUAUUAUUGAUACCUAACUUAUUGAAUUUCCCUUUUAAAAACCAAUUUUUUAACUGUUUUUCUCCCAUAAUGCGUUUGUCUUGGGAAUUUCCCUAUAAGUAUAUUCCCCUUUGAAUGAAGCUUUUCCUUAUCCACAUGUGCUUCUGCAAACCCACUUCCCUUACUGAUUUAUUCUUAAUCAAAAGUCACACUUUGGAUUACCUGUUCUGCUUUGUGAAUGAUCACCUGUUUCCCACGUCACAGGCUAUAAUGCUAACAAGGUUUCUACCCUAUUUCCAGCCUUUAAACAAAUAUUUUAUCCACCAACCUUUAAUUCUUAAUAAUGAAAAGGUAGGACCUUCUUAAGGACUUGCCUUGUGCUGUCCAUUCUCACCCAUUGGUUGCUGAAUUGUGUGGGCGGGAUUGUGUAAAUGUGCGGGUCACGGAAACUACUGUUCUUUUACUGAGUGGGGGAGGGUGUCCCAUCUGAUUACUGCUCUGUGCGCACGCAAACACCACUGCUCCUCACAAAUACUCAUGUACCAGUCAGAAUACCUUACAUACAUACCAUCCUGGGGCAGUAUCCACCUUAUACUGAAUCUAGCAUUACAAAACCAAAAAGAACACUCAAUAAUCACACUUAAACAUAAAUGAAUUCAAUCUUGAGCAUUUGUAUGUGGAGGUCUGCCUACCAAGGCUGUUUGUGUGCCAAAUUAGGUGCUUUUGAGUGAUGAAACUUACAAGAGAUAGGACUUUGAAUAGAGCUGUUCCCAGCUGGAAAGUGAGCAGUCAAAAUGCUCUGUGUGCCAUUUGCCUAAAUUACUGCUAGAGUGAGUAUUCCUGCAGUAGACUGCAUUAACUUCUGUAAUGUUAACAAAGCAUUUACAAUUAAACAGACCAUUAACUCCACAAAACAUUCUUCAUUCUGGACGUUCUACACAAUCCUGUUCCAAAUCUUUACAUGACACUUGUUACACAUACUGGAUCUUGUAAAAAGCUAAGCAACAACCAUUUUCCACUGUUAUCUGCUGAAACCUUGCAAUAUUUGUUUUUUCUUAAGGCCAAUACUUAGAUGCAGUAGAAAAUUAUCCCUACUAAACUGUCUUUAGUUCUGAAAUCUUAAUGCUGACUGUAGUACUGUAUUGUAAUAACUACUGUUCACACAGCAUCUGAUGCAAAUCACUAUACACACUGUCUUGUAUCUACAGCACCAUAUAAACAAUACAGUACAAAUCACUUUGGUUUUUUUACUAAGCAUCCUGUGCUCAUCUUCUCACACAAACAGUCACUGCUUCAAACACACAAGGGCCCUGUAGUAAUCACUGUUGUUUUAUAAAUCAACACCCACCAACACGUAGGUUUUUCAGAACUAUUACCCUGUAGUUAUCAAAUGGCUGAAUGUUUUAUUUACAGAUCUAUGUGGUGGAUUUCCAGUAGCAUAUAUGGUUAUGUACACAUGCAAUACCAUUUAACUACACAUUGUCAUAUACAAAUCUUUGCUUUGCCUACUGUUACUUUUUUUUUUUUUUAACACACAGUGCCCAUACUGUACACACAAACUUGUUACCAUACAUACAAGAAGUGUAGAAGCACAGCAGUGGAACACCCUCUCCCAUAUUAUACCUUAAAUAUAUUUAUUAAACUCACCCAAAUAAAUCUGUACAUGAUGUUG
This is a messenger RNA of Xenopus tropicalis (tropical clawed frog), 4724 nucleotides long. RefSeq names its product MAP/microtubule affinity-regulating kinase 4 (gene mark4). The record is from RefSeq and is a predicted model, not a curated record. The transcript has 17 exons. Gene Ontology annotation, cellular component: dendrite; cytoplasm. Gene Ontology annotation, molecular function: protein serine/threonine kinase activity; kinase activity; ATP binding. Bases 469 to 2514 code for a protein of 681 amino acids. Lineage: Eukaryota; Metazoa; Chordata; Amphibia; Anura; Pipidae.